CAACUGCUGAAUACCUGAGAUAUUUCUUAACAGCAAACAGGCUGAGACAGGGAGAGGUGGAAAGAGUGAAAGAAAGGGACAAAGAGACUGCUGUGUCAUUCAGAAGAACAGAAGGAGAAAAAGAAUGGAGAGAUAAAUUAAAACAAAGAGAAGCCACGUGGAUAUUCCAACAAUCUCUGCUCACAGGCACAAGCUUCAGUGUCUCCAACCAAAGAAUAAACAAAUGGUUGGGUCUACACUGUCAUCACUGGUUACUGGGUGGAGUACUGUUAUUAAAUCUCUUGGAGACAAGCACAAAAAAAGAAAGUGAAAGAGUGAAGGCACGGCUAGAGAGAGAGAGAGCGAGGGAUAAAUAUAACACAAAAACUUCAGAGGGAGAGAGAGAGAGAGAGAGAGAGAGAGGAAAGAGAUAUUUAAAGUACAGAAAGAAGAAAGACAGAGGCAAAGAAACAGAAUCAAGAAGAGAGCUCUGAUUUGCCAUGUUAGAAAAGUAGUUGAUGCAAACAGAGAUGAAUGAAGCAGCUCGUCUCCCAGUGAUCCAGGCAGGGGACGGGAGGACACUGUCCAGAGCAGAGUUUUUCUCACUGCUGAGAACCUACAACUGCUUCCUAAAGGACCAGACUCAACUGCACCUCAGAUACUUCCAGGGUGGUGAUGGAGAGGUGGUGGUGGAAGGCUUCCUGAACAUCUCCUGGGGAGUGCGGAGACCCAUCAGGCUGAAAAUACAGGACGAUAAACAGCUGAUUCCCAUUGCUCCUCCGAUCUCAUCUGACCCCACCAGUCCUGUCAGCCCGCUCGGAAACAAGAGGGGUAUGACACGAUGGGGAGAAUAUGUUGACCUUCACCAGAUAGAUGAGAUGGCUGAGACUGCACAGGACACAGUGGUCAACAAUCCUUUACCAGGCCCAGUUGUUUAUGAGACGACCACGCUGCGUCCUAUGAGGCGGAAGAACUCAGAGCUGGAGGCAGAGUCCAACCUGUUUCGCUGUAUGAGUGACGCCUCAUUGGUCAAGAGGAGGAGGGGUAGGGGCAAGUCAGCAGAGCAAAGAGAGAAAGAAAGGCAACAUCGCUUUUCUAUCAAUGGACACUUUUAUAACUACAAGACCUCUAUCUUCACUCCGUCCUUCGGUACCCCAACUAAAGUUCGUAUCUCCAGCAGGUUGACCACAAACCAGGUCAUUGAACAGCUACUAAACAAGUUCAAGAUAGAGAACGAUCCCCAGGAGUUUGCUCUGUACUGUGUUCACCAGAGUGGAGAAAAGAGGAAGCUCAGUAACAGAGACCUGCCGCUAUGGGAGCGCAUACUACAGGGUCCCUCUGAUGACAUCAUGAGGAUCUUUUUGAUGGACAUGGACGAAGAGGAAGUCAGCAACGAUGUAGCCCAGUAUCUGAACUUGGAGCUUCCUAUCCUGGAGCAGGUUCUGCUGAAACUCAGAGAGGAGGAGAACAAAGAGAUACAGAGGGUCAUUACCAAGUACCACCACCAGCAUAGACUCCUAUCCCAUAUGCUGAACUGUAAGACGUCACCUCACAUUGAGACCAGUGUCUGACGACUGCUGAUCUGAAUCACUGACACAGGAUCAUAAGUUUGAAUGUGAAACAUAAAGGUGAAGAUAGGAAAAUACCACAUGACAUACUGACAUCCAUGCAGAUGAACAACAAAGAAGUAACAGAAUACAUGGUACUUUUUCAAGUCUUACAAACUGAGUCACUUAUAUCAUUUUUAUUCACUGUAUUCCUUCAUUGUCUGUAAAAUAAGUACAAGAUAAAAUUGUAAGAUGCUGCUGUAAAUAUCUGUAAAUCAGUGUUGUGUGUUCAUUAAUAUAAGUUGUGGGACCAACAUGA
This is a messenger RNA of Siniperca chuatsi (mandarin fish), 1845 nucleotides long. It is a transcript of the gene rassf6, whose product is annotated as Ras association domain family member 6. NCBI's taxonomy places the organism in Eukaryota, Metazoa, Chordata, Actinopteri, Centrarchiformes, Sinipercidae. Gene Ontology annotation, biological process: signal transduction. The transcript has 11 exons. The record is from RefSeq and is a predicted model, not a curated record. The coding region runs from base 498 to 1550 and encodes 350 amino acids.